Molecule: messenger RNA, 2151 nt
Organism: Triplophysa rosa
Lineage: Eukaryota; Metazoa; Chordata; Actinopteri; Cypriniformes; Nemacheilidae
Product: microsomal glutathione S-transferase 1-like
Exons: 5
Coding region: 888-1349 (153 amino acids)
Cellular component (GO): membrane; mitochondrion
Molecular function (GO): glutathione transferase activity
Source: RefSeq, a predicted model, not a curated record
AGAUGAAAGCUCGUUGUUUGUUUAACAAAACUUUCAUAGGUACAGUGACUGCCUGGAGCCUGCCAAAGGUUUACGAGACGGAGCGAAAGAGAGAGUUUGUACAAUCCAAACAAGUUCUCCAGUCAUCCUCGAAUCUCAUGGGGUAAACUUCGAGAAAUCGCCAUUGGUGCCGCUUGUUCUCAAAUAUUCCACUUUUUACGUUUAAACCUACCAUCGAGGGACAAAAUGAUCAGCUUUUAUCAGCACUUCGCUUGACGGUGACAUUGAUGGGUGAAAGGGAUGAGUGAGGAAGAGAUGAAAUAAUUGGUUGGAAUGGGGCAUCUCGACGGGCUCUUCUGAGCAAGUCAGCUGGUGUUAAAAGUCUGCGCUGACAUUGGGGAAAACAUCAAGGGCAGAGGUUAAAAAGGAAACAGACUCGAAUGCGAGAUGGGAGGAAACGAGGGAUGGAGAACAGAACGGUAAGUGUUUUUUUUCAAACUAUAGAUGGUUGGUACGUCUGUUUGUAUACGUGUCGAGAUGGUUGGUUCUUAACUCUCGUUAAAUGUUUCCCUGAGAGACUGCCAGAAGACUUGAGAAGCAUCUGAACCUCAAGGACCCCGAGAAAGUCCUUCAGCUUUGCCUUAAAUUCAACACGCUCGCAAACAAUUCCAACAGCUCAUUUAAAGUCAACCAACAUGAGACGAGAUGGUGAAGGUUAUGUCUGUCAGGAGGGCUCUACCUUUGCCACGUCGGAGAAACGCAGCGCCUCUGAAAUAAUUUAAGUAGCCCCUUUUUGAAAGCCCGGAGAAGUUAAGAGAAUUCAUAUCUUGGAUCAAAGCUUUGCAGAUGCGGUGCCACUGGAAUUUUUGUACUGGCAUAUUCUUGGCCUUGGCAGGAAUCAUUGGAAAAUGGCCCAUCUGAUAAACAGCGACGUGUUUCUGGCCUUCUCCACGUACGCCACCAUUGUCGUCCUCAAAAUGAUCUUCAUGUCCUUUCUGACUGCAUACUACAGGAUCACCGAGAAGGCCUUUUCAAACUGGGAAGACACCGGAACGGCCUCUAAAGAUCCAGAAGAAAGAAAAAAGAUGCUCCAGACCAAUCCUAAUGUAGAACGUGUGCGAAGAUGCCAUCAGAAUGACCUGGAGAACAUUGUUCCCUUUGUGGUAAUUGGUCUUCUGUACGCUCUCACGAACCCGGAUCUCUCCACCGCUCUGUGGCACUUUAGGGUGUUUGUGGGUUCACGGUUUAUCCACACGGUGUCCUAUGUGAUGGCCAUUCCCCAGCCCAGUAGAGCUCUGUCUUGGAUGGUGGGAUUGUUGACAACCUUCUCCAUGGCCUACAGGGUCCUCACAACUGCACUUUUCCUUUAAUGUCCACUGCAAUGUGAAGAAGUUGGGGAGGGGGUUUUCUUUAAAUGAGCAUGUUUAUCCUUUUUACAAUUUUCAGUUUAUAAUGAAAUCAUUUUAUCAGUAUUUUGUACUAGUAAAGAUAUUAACUACUGUCAAUGCAGUAAAACCAGCAUCAGUCUAUGAAGACGUUCAUUAGUCACUUAGUGUUUGGUCAUGGCUACCAGGUCAUUGUCACAGUGACUCAGCAUAAAAAAAGAGCUCAACCUGAUUUUGCCAAGUGGUUGAUGCCCUCAGGGCAACAUAUUUUGUUGACCUAAGGACAACAUUUUUAUAAAUAAAACCUAAACCCACACCAAACCCCAACCAUAACUUACCCUUAAAAUCAGAGUGAAAUGAUAAGUGAGAAACAAUGGUCUAGAGACACCUAAUCCUGGUUGGAAGAUUAAACUUGAAAUAAACUGUAAACUUAUUUCUGAGAUCUGAUUGGUUGAUUUAAAUGUUGUCCAAGAGUCAACCUGAUGUUGCCUUAAGGACUUCAACCACUUGGCAAAAACAGGAGAGCCUAAAUAAGAGGGUUUUUGUUUAUUCUUGCAUUCAUUUUUGGAUCUCAAUGCAUUAGGUGGUCAAACUGUAGUGAGUUUUUCAGUUCAACAAUGUUUCACAGUUUAUCAUUUGAAAUGUGACUUCAGCAGUUAUUUAUGCAAGUGUAAAAGUACAUUUAUUCAUUAUAUUAUAAAACUCUUAAGUGAUUGAAAUUUUUCAAAUGUACAACAGAAGAGCAUGCCAAGGUUAAAAUAGAGAUGACGUUAAAAAUGAGUAUUUU